UUUCUCUCUUAAAGCCCCUCUCACCCCCCGUGAUACCGACCGCCGCGUUGCCGACUCACCGACGGUCAGCAGUCAUCAUCAUCAAGCCCCAUCCAAGUCCCGCUCCGAGUGUUGCAGUCGCUCCCACCUCGUGAUCUGAUCACAGCCGAGUCCUCAAAGGUCUAGCAAGCCCCCCUCGCAACUCCACACCCCCGCCCAACCCCACCCCACAAUGGUCCACGCAAACUUCAAGCUCGCCGACCCGUCGCUCCUCCUCACCAAGGGCUGGAUUAACGACGCCGAGGUCGAGUCGCACACUGGCGCGCGCUUCGACGUCCGCGACCCCGGCUCGGGCGACGUCUGGACCUCGGUGUCCGCCAUGGACGCUGUCGACACGGACAAGGCCGUCGCGGCUGCGACCGCCGCGUUCCCCGCCUUUGCGGCCAUCCCAGCCCGCCAGCGCGCGCGCAUGAUCCUCAAGAUUGACGAGCUCGUCCGCGAGAACAAGGAGGACUUGGCCCAGCUGCUCGUCAUGGAGUCGGGCAAGGCGCUUCCCGAGGCCCGCGCCGAGGUCGACUAUGCUGCCACCUACUCGUGGUUCAUGGCCGGAGAGGCCGAGCGCAUCACGGGUGACACGAUCAAGGCCAACGACAACCCGUCGUUGCGCUUCUUCACCCAGCGUGUCCCCAUCGGCCCCGUGGCUCUCCUCAGCCCUUGGAACUUUCCCCUCGUCAUCACCCUCCGCAAGCUCGCAUCAGCUCUCGCUGCUGGCUGCACGAUGGUGAUCAAGCCCUCGCCCGAGACGCCCACCACGGCGCUGGCGCUCGCCGUGCUCGCCAAGCGUGCUGGUGUCCCGGCUGGUGUCAUCAACGUCGUGCCCGCCUCGACCGCCACCACUCCCGAGGUCGGCAAGGCCCUGUGCGAGGACAAGCGCAUCAAGAAGCUCAGCUUCACCGGCUCCACCGGCGUCGGCAAGCUCCUCAUGGGCCAGGGCGCGUCGACCCUCAAGAAGAUGACCCUCGAGCUGGGCGGUAACGGCGGCUGGGUCGUGUUCGAGGACGCCGAGUUGGACAAGGCUGCUGAUGCCCUCAUCGCCAACAAGCUCCGCCACGCCGGACAGGUGUGUGUUUGCGCGAACCGCGUGUUCGUCCAGCGCUCCAUCGCCUCCAAGUUCGCCUCACUUGUCGCGGACCGCGUCGCCAAGCUCAAGUUCGGCCACGGCCUCGACGAGGGCGUAACCAACGGCGCGUUGACCACCUCGCGCGGAGCCGAGCGCGCCGCCGUGCUCGUCGCCGACGCCAUCUCGAACGGCGCGACCCUCGUCACCGGCGGCAAGCCGUUCGGCACGGGCAACCACUUUGAGCCAACCAUCUUGACCGGUGCGCCGCGCCACGCCAAGGUGUACGCCGAGGAGAUGUUCGCACCCAUCGUGAGCAUCUACGAGUUCGACACCGAGGCCGAGGUCAUCGACCUGUGCAACGCCACCGACAUGGGCUUGACCAACUACGUGUGGACGCGGGACAUUGGCCGCGCGUGGCGCGCGUUCGAGCAGCUCGAGAGCGGCACGGUCGCGAUCAACACUGCCAACGCGACGACGGCCGAGUGCCCCUUUGGCGGCAUCAAGGAGAGCGGUAUCGGCAAGGAGGGCGGCAUCGGCUACGGCGUCGAGGAGUUUACCGUGCUCAAGGCGGCCGCGUUGACGGUUUAGGGGGCUACGGGCGGUGGUUCGGUAGUACGGACGUGGUUCAACGGCUCAGCAGAUUGAGGCGUGUGGGUAGUAGCAGCAUGCAGGAUUACAGCGAUG
Vanrija pseudolonga is the source of this 1783-nucleotide messenger RNA. RefSeq names its product Glutarate-semialdehyde dehydrogenase DavD. Gene Ontology annotation, cellular component: cytoplasm. Lineage: Eukaryota; Fungi; Basidiomycota; Tremellomycetes; Trichosporonales; Trichosporonaceae. Gene Ontology annotation, molecular function: succinate-semialdehyde dehydrogenase (NAD+) activity. The record is from RefSeq and is a predicted model, not a curated record. Gene Ontology annotation, biological process: GABA catabolic process. The transcript has 5 exons. Bases 212 to 1687 code for a protein of 491 amino acids.